UCUUACAAAAAGUCAGGCCCACUGAACAAGGAAACAGUCACAUUCACGGCCAAGUCAAAAAUAGGUUUUGUCGCAAGAUCUAGGAAUGCAGCCAUUGGAGGGAGCCAUGCGUCGAUACAUUGGUCCCAUCUUCCAAUAUGCCAGUUACUUGGUUCGUGGCGCCUGCUUUAUUCACUGCUUUAAUCAAUAUGUUGUAGGGACCACACUGUGCUUGGGUCCUUCCAUGUUACCGACAUUUAAUAUGACCGGCGACUUUAUUGCUGUCGAGCAUCUAUCCAAACGUUUUGAGACACUCAAUCCGGGAGACGUCAUUGUAUGCAUGUCACCGGCGGUGCCAGGACGAGCGGUGAUGAAGCGUAUUUUGGGCAUGCCUGGGGAUAAUAUUUGUAUCGAUCCGACAGAAAAGGAACGAAAAUAUAUCAAUGUUCCACAAGGUCAUGUUUGGGUUGGAGGGGACAAUUUGAGCAAUUCUAAUGACAGUCGCUCGUAUGGACCGGUUCCUAUUGGCCUUAUUCGUGGGAGAGUUUUCGCCAAGGUCUGGCCAACAACAGAAAGGGUCCGCAAUGGAUUUACGGCUGUUCCUCUCGACCAAGCAUAUCACUCAUGAUUAUCUCGCGCCUAUCAUAAUAUACCUAUUUAUCGUAAUGCAGCUUUGGCUUUUUCCCGUACCAUGAAAC
Radiomyces spectabilis is the source of this 677-nucleotide messenger RNA. Its product is annotated as mitochondrial inner membrane protease subunit 1. The record is from RefSeq and is a predicted model, not a curated record. Bases 86 to 607 code for a protein of 173 amino acids. Lineage: Eukaryota; Fungi; Mucoromycota; Mucoromycetes; Mucorales; Radiomycetaceae. Gene Ontology annotation, molecular function: serine-type endopeptidase activity. Gene Ontology annotation, cellular component: membrane; mitochondrial inner membrane peptidase complex. The transcript has 5 exons.